Sclerotinia borealis F-4128 is the source of this 2532-nucleotide messenger RNA. NCBI's taxonomy places the organism in Eukaryota, Fungi, Ascomycota, Leotiomycetes, Helotiales, Sclerotiniaceae. The record is from the annotation of a GenBank genome assembly.
AUGGCGCUUUCUGGAACUUCAUCUUUACCGGGCUCAAUGAAAUGGGAUUCAAGAAUCUCAUUCAUAGACGCCACCGCAAAUAGAUAUGAGCGGCUAUCGGCCCCGGAGGAUGGACUGCGGUCAAUUAAAAGAGCUAGAGCAAGCAAACCUAAGGUCAAGUCUGGUUGUAUUACAUGCAAGGCUCGUCGUGUCAAAUGUGAUGAGACGAAACCACAAUGUCUUCGAUGUCAAAAGUUCGGACGAAUAUGCGAUGGGUACGCGCACGAGAUCCCAUCACGAGGAAAUAUGAUGCCGAUCCAACCUCGAAUUCCAACAGCAGAUUUUUAUACUCCUAGUAUUUCUCUCGAAGCAACAGAGGAGGAAGGCCGGUACUUCCGAUACUUCUGUGAUCGAACAGCAUAUCAAUUGCCUGGUUAUUUCGACCCCACUUUUUGGAAUCAUAUAAUUCUUCAAGAGAGUCACCAUGUCACCCCAAUUCGACAUGCAGUAAUCGCUGUUGGGGCUCUCAAAAAAGCCAUCGAAGAAGCAUCUGGACCGCAUCUGAAGAUUAAUGUCAUUCAAGAUAUCAAUAAGAAACAUUAUGAAUUUGCCGUCUUGCAACAUCUCAAAGCCAUUCAGGCUCUGAACCAAUACAUAUCUAAUUCCAAUGGGCCACAACUGAGGACGGCUCUCAUGGCAUGUUUACUCUUUGUUUGCUUUGAAACUAUACAAGGAAGUUAUGCUUCAUCCGUACAGCAAACAUACGGAGGCUUGAAGCUCCUGAGAAGCUAUUAUGCUGGAAAACCUGGAUCGAAGCCAUGGAUUCCACGGCGUAUCUCAGCUAGCUUCAAUACUAAACCCCAAACCGAUAAGGUUAUGGCAAAACUCCAUAGUCGGCUAGGUAUGGAUAGUUCCUCUAAGUCGGCAGCCAUUUCAUCGCACAUUGAGGAAUAUCUGGAAACUGAAAAGCCAUCACUUCAAUCUACCCAUACUCCUAUUAUAGAAAGGACACCCACACCUCCGCAAAGGGAUUAUAGUCCACGACUUGAUGAAAUGGCUAUUCCAUCACACUACAAGUCGAACUUAACAUCAGAGCAAGAAUGUCUUCUAUCGGGUACACCAAUUCAGGAUUUUCAGAGUGCGUAUCAUACCCCUAGUGAGUAUAUAUCGCCAAACGUAUUCCACAGCUCCAAUAUUACGAUGCCCAUCGCUGUGAUCAGCAAAGGUUCUUCAUCCAGUCAUUCAACCUCAACAAUUGACACGCCAGAGUCAGCUUAUACUCCCCCUUCGAUGGGCAAUACACCACCUCCUACUACCUAUACGUCUUCUCAAUCCCCACCAGUACUCACUAAUCCUCGAAAACGCCCUCUGCAAUCAAGGAGUCCCACUCCUAUUCUUAAUAAUGACUUCACACUGGAAGAAAAUAUCAUACGGGCCUUUGUCCGUCUGGAUGGUCAAGGCUUAUUCUUCGGCAUGACACCGGGUAUUCCUCCCCUCUUUUGGGACAUCCAUUCUGCACAUCACAUCCCCAUACCAAAAACAUUUACAAGCUUCUCCGAAGCUCAACAAUGCUGGGAUUUUUUGAUGGACCGAACACUUCAAUACUAUCGACGAACGCUUUUCGACCGAAAAUAUGCUAGUGCGAAAAGUGAUACCCCAGAUGAAAUAGCACAGCAAUAUGCAACAUACGCCGCUAGACUAGAUGAAUUCGAGCAGGCUUUCAACCCUAUACUAAACUCGUCGAUAUCCCUCGAGGGAAUCGUGCUUAACCAGGCCGCUAUUGUUCUUAUAAUACAUCUCAAAGCCACAGCGAUCACACUCUCAGCCGUCACUUCCACCUCAGAAAUGGUGUAUGACUCCUUUAUGAACGAUUUUCAAUAUAUAGUUCGAGCUGCGGAAUUACUCAUUAUAAAAUCGGAGGCAAAUCCCUCGGCUUCAAUUUCAUCACGAUUCAGUUUUGAUAUUGGUAUUGUUCCACCAUUACAUGUCGUGGCCACCAAAUGUAGGGAGCCAAACAUCAGAAGAAGGGCAGUGAAGCUACUAUUCAGGAGUCCGAGGCAAGAAGGAAUGUGGGAUGGAAUUUUGAGCGCUAGGAUUUGUAGAUGGAUCAUCAGCUGUGAGGAGGAUGGAUUAGACGUCCCCAUGAGACUCAAAUCCCCUGAUGCACAACCAGACUGUUACAAUCAAAUAUUCCCGUAUAUGGAAUCACCACAAUCUUUCGAAGAAGGGUUGUCGCCGAAAUACGGGAAGAAUGGGGACACGAUUCUGAAUAAUGAUAUACUACAAGAUCAUUUUACGCCCUACUUGUCACAAAGUCAAAGUCCAGUUCCUCGAACUCCCUCGCCGUAUACCCAAGCUCAUACACCGCCCAUGAGAAAAAGAAUUUCAAUGCCGCGACAAGAGAAAGUCUGGACGGUGCCGGAAGAUAAACGCUUCCAAUUGGUAGUCGUAGAUUUUCAUGUACCAGAUCGUUAUAUUAUGGUUAGAUGUAAAAGAUCCAUCCCAAGCAAAGAUGGCACAAGAGAGGAACGAGAGUCCAUCAUUGCUUGGUAA